Messenger RNA from Trachemys scripta elegans, 1970 nucleotides. RefSeq names its product F-box protein 16 (gene FBXO16). The record is from RefSeq and is a predicted model, not a curated record. The transcript is spliced from 9 exons. Bases 181 to 1317 code for a protein of 378 amino acids. Lineage: Eukaryota; Metazoa; Chordata; Testudines; Emydidae. Gene Ontology annotation, molecular function: protein binding.
GCUCGGCCCUGAUUGGCUGCUUCUGCCGGGGCGCUAGAAACUGUUGCCAUGGCAAAGGGAAUAAACUUGCCGGGAGAAGAGGAGACGGGGGGGCCGUAGAGGGGGGCGCGGCUCCGGAGCACAGGAGGCCAGCCUCGUCUGCAGAAGGAUAUCAGGGUGGCCUGCAAUCUUGCCUUCCUGAUGGCAUUUGCACCUCCCAAAAACCUGGAUGGCCCCAAACUGCAAACCAAGAUGAGCACCUGGACACCUCUGAACCAUCAGCUUAUGAAUGACAAGGUAUUUGAAGAAAGAAGAGCCUUGCUUGGAAAAUGGUUUGACAAGUGGACAGAUGGUCAGAGGCGAAGGAUCCUGCUAGAUUUGUUGGAACGCUGCUCCCUGGCGCAGCAGAAAUUCUGUUCUAAGCAGUUGCAGGACCGAGUUCCAGUUGAAGCCCUGGAUUUCACCACAAAGCUUCCCAGAGUGUUGUCUUUAUACAUUUUUUCUUUCCUGGACCCCAGGAGUCUCUGUCGAUGUGCACAGGUGAGCUGGCACUGGAAGUACUUGACGGAGCUGGAUCAGCUCUGGAUGCUUAAGUGCCUGCGUUUUGGCUGGUACAUCAACUUCUCUCCGACCCCCUUUGAGCAGGGAAUCUGGAAGAAACACUACAUUGAGAUGGUGAAGGAGCUUCAUGUGACAAGGCCCAAGACCCCUCCAAAAGAUGAAUUUGUGGUCAUCGAUGUCCAGCCAAUAGCAAGAGACGUCCCAGAGACAAAACUAUCCCUUUCCUCGGUUCUCCAAUCAGCAUCUGUGAUAGGAAAGAGGACAGACAAGGAGAAAAAAGAGCUCCCACCAUGGCGGUCCUCGGAUAAACAUCCCACUGACAUUGUCCGAUUCAACUACCUAGACAACUACGAUCCGAUCGAGCAAGUGAGGCAGGCUAGAAAGAAAGGAGGAGGACUUACCCCAGACCUCAGCCGGCAAGCAUUUGAGAAAAAAAGGAAACCGAGCUGUGCAUCUUAUAAGCUUCGGAAAGCAAAAUCAUUGCUGUCCCUAUCUGCAGACCUUGGCUCUAGCCCAAAAGGACCAGUUCGCCCAAGUUGGGCUACUCACCAAUCAACAGGGUACCCUGUUACCAAAGCAACAGCUAAGAUCCUAGCUCAAAGUGCCCAGUGGAAUGCUGGGAUACGACCAACCCCUGUUCGAGCUCCAGUACCAAAGCUGAGUGAAAGAGGGAAGAAGGCCUUUGCAAGGAUGAGCAGAAGUUCUCCAUCAUCCCCACUGUUUGAAGCUCAGCCUUGGCAAAUUCCUCCAUCGGACCAUGGAUCUGACGCAGAGUGAGGGAGGGACGUUUCAGUGCAAUUCAUCCCAGUCAAACCGGCUCAUCUGCCCAGCUUUCAGAAGACGCCGAUCACGUCCCCUGAGUUACCGUGAAGAACGGGUGUUACUGACAUGCUCAAAGUCUCAAGGAUCCAGCUCCGUUUUUUUAUAUCACUUGUCACAAUAAGAGACUUCCCCCCCCCCCCCCCCUCAUUGAACUCACUAUACAAUGCGGAGACCCUGCGGGAGAUUUACUAGUAUAGCUCUGGGCUAACUGCAUUGCAGCCAGUUUACACUGAAGGUUUUUGGGGCAGGGACUAUCUUUUAGUAUGUAUAUGUACAGCACAUAGCAGGGUGGGCCCUCACUAUGGUUGGGAUCUCCAGGUGCUACCAUAAUACAAAUAAGUCAUGCAAAACUAGGGUGAGAUCAGAAUUUGAAUCAGUAUCUUGUUUGCUAUCUUGCCUUUUUGCAGUAGGUUUUCUUGUCUCUGCUGCUUUGGAUGCUGAUGCCUGAUUCUGCUUUCACUCAGUGUUUGUCUUCACUGCAGAGUUAACUUGGGCAAUUGGCACCCGGGUUAGUCUAACCCAGGUGCAAGCCGCCACACUGCAAAGCCUUACUGUCUUACUGGGUCCUCACUGGUGCUGAACUCCCAUGUGUGUGUCAUUAGGACUUU